Molecule: messenger RNA, 1297 nt
Organism: Daucus carota subsp. sativus
Lineage: Eukaryota; Viridiplantae; Streptophyta; Magnoliopsida; Apiales; Apiaceae
Product: peroxidase 72
Exons: 4
Coding region: 42-1124 (360 amino acids)
Biological process (GO): hydrogen peroxide catabolic process; response to oxidative stress
Molecular function (GO): heme binding; peroxidase activity
Source: RefSeq, a predicted model, not a curated record
AUUCCUCUGCCACCUUCCCAUAUUCCUGCUCCCCAGAGUCCAUGUUAUAUAAACCAGAAUUUUGUUAUCAAGUUUCAUCAAAUCAUAAGCCUGAAUACAUACUAGAGCUACAAGAGAGUAGACAGAAAAUGGCUAAAUCGAUUAGCAUUAUCAUGCUUGUGACUCUUCUAACAUUUGCACCACUCUGCUUCUCUCGCAAAACUGACACAGGUUAUCUGUAUCCUCAGUUCUAUGAUCGUUCUUGCCCAAAGGCGGCUGAGAUAGUGAAGUCCAUUGUUUCCAGUGCUGUUGCAAAAGAAACUCGCAUGGCUGCUUCCCUGCUCCGCCUUCACUUCCAUGACUGUUUUGUCAAGGGAUGCGAUGCAUCAAUACUCUUAGACGGCAGCAGUGGUAUAAUCAGUGAAAAAGGGUCUAACCCUAACCGAAAGUCUGUACGUGGUUUUGAUGUUAUUGACCAGAUAAAAUCAGCACUUGAGAGUGCAUGCCCUCAGACGGUCUCUUGUGCUGAUAUCAUGGCUCUGGCAGCCAGGGACUCUACUGUUCUGACUGGGGGACCGAGCUGGGAGGUUCCUCUAGGAAGAAGGGACUCGAGAGGGGCGAGUUUGAGUGGCUCCAACAACAACAUUCCUGCUCCAAACAACACUUUCCAGACAAUAUUGACCAAAUUUAAGCUACAAGGACUUGACAUAGUCGAUCUUGUGGCACUCUCUGGAAGUCACACAAUCGGGAAAUCAAGAUGUGUCAGCUUCAGGCAGAGGCUUUACAAUCAAUCAGGCAAUGGACAGCCAGAUUAUGCAUUGGAUCAAUACUACUCUGCGCAACUCAAAACUCGCUGCCCGAGGUCUGGUGGUGACCAAAACCUUUUCUCUCUAGACUUUGUUUCACCAACAAAAUUCGACAACAGCUACUUCAGGAAUUUGCUUGCUUCAAAGGGCCUGUUAAACUCUGACCAAGUUCUUGUGACCAAGAAUGAAGCUUCCCUUGAGCUAGUGCGAAAAUACGCUGAGAACAAUGAGGAAUUCUAUGAACAAUUUGCUAAGUCCAUGGUUAAGAUGGGUAACAUUUUUCCACUGACUGGUAAGAGGGGAGAGAUCAGGAAGAGUUGCAGGAAGAUAAAUACUUGAGAAACACCACAUCACUUGGAAAAAUUACUGUCAGCUGUCUAUGCAUUCCUAGUUUUCACCCUUUUUACCCUUCUUGUUUUACCUUGUCAUCAGCUUGAUUUCUACAUUGAAUACUGUAUUGGACUUCUUGGUCCUUGAGAUUUAUGGGCACAGUUUCAUUAUACUUCUCUGUA